Messenger RNA from Trichosurus vulpecula (common brushtail), 716 nucleotides. It is a transcript of the gene NDUFS5, whose product is annotated as NADH:ubiquinone oxidoreductase subunit S5. The record is from RefSeq and is a predicted model, not a curated record. Gene Ontology annotation, biological process: mitochondrial respiratory chain complex I assembly. The coding region runs from base 111 to 431 and encodes 106 amino acids. NCBI's taxonomy places the organism in Eukaryota, Metazoa, Chordata, Mammalia, Diprotodontia, Phalangeridae. The transcript is spliced from 3 exons.
GGUGUCGUGCGGCUACGACGACGCUUUACGGCCAGCGGGUCGCGAAGAAGCUGUAGGACUACGCAGACUUGUGAAGGAAAGGGACGCGGCGUUUGGACUAGGCCGCAGCCAUGCCAUUCUUUGAUAUUCAAAACCGGCUGGGCCUCGAUAUCGACAAAUGGAUGACAGUUAUGAGUGCUGAACAACCUUACAAAAUGCCAGCCCGAUGCCAUGCUUUUGAAAAGGAAUUCAUUGAGUGUGCCCAUGGAAUUGGUAUGACCCGAGCCAAGAAAGAAUGCAGACUAGAAUAUGAGGAUUUCAUUGAAUGUUUGCAUAGGCGGAAAACGAUAGAACGCAUGGGAGCAGUCAUGAAGCAGAAGGAGAAGCUAAUGAAAGAAGGGAAGUAUACUCCCCCGCCUUACCACUCAGGCAAGGAAGAGCCAAGGCCUUGACGAGCCAGCCAGUGGUGACAUUGGGUGGCUUCGUUCUUUAUGAUGGGAUGAAAGUAUAUCCCCUGUUGUCCCCUGGAAAUGUAUAUUUCUUAAAACAGACAUCUCCUUCCAAAGGUUAAAAAUCAUCCUGCUUUUCCCAGCCCCAGUUCUCUCUGUACUUUGCCAUUAGGACAACCACCCCAGGCAAGUUGGUGGCAGUGGUUCACCCUUCAGUAUAUGAUCUGUGAUUCUGCCUGUAUCUGAAAAUAGACAUUUUGAAAAGUAAACAUUUACCAGUGUAUUUGC